CAGAGCCGGGGCACACUAUGGCUGCUUACCGGCCUCAGCACUUUGGCUCCGAGGAAGCUUGGCUUAAGACUGCCCAGACCUUCAUUCAAGAGACCCUGUGUCCAGUUGGCAAGGAGCCUGACAUUCAGUUGACUCAGUUAGUAGUUGACUGUGUGAAGACUGUCUGGUUGUCCCAGGAAAGUAAGCAAGGUUUUGCAUUGCCCCUUAGCUACAGCUUUGUCUCAGUUCAGGACCUGAAGACCCAUCAGCACCUCCCGUGCUAUAGCCACCUGUCCUGGAGCAGUAGUACAUACCAAACGUGGGCCAAAGAAGCUCUACCAAGUGGAACCCCCCUGUCUCAAGAAAGAUUGUUACUUUUAGGAACACUAACAGACCAACCAGGGUAUUUGGAAAAAGAGUGUAAAAAUGGAAGCCUCUAUGUGAGAGACAACACUGGUAUCCUGGGCUGUGAGCUCAUAGAUCUGGAUCUUUCUUGGCUGGGCCAGCUUUUUCUGUUCCCCAUUUGGAGUUACCUCCCUCCUGCUAAGUGGAAUUCUUCAGGGGAAGGACAUUUGGAGCUCUGGUGUGCCCCUGUGCCAGUGUUUCCCUUGACCAUCAGUCCUGCCUCUCUUUCCCCUCUUCCUGUUGUCUACCCAGAGACUGCCUCUCACCUGCUUAGGCACAGAAGUAAACUCAAAGUUGUGCAGCCAAACCUAGCUGGGACGCUGGUUCGAUUGAGUGCACUUGUGAAAAGUAAAAAGAAAACUUACUUUAUCCUAUCUCUUGGUGCAUCAUCCCAAGCAGGCAGCCAUGUGUCCAUCAUUGUGCAGGUCCCUGCCCAGCUGGUGUGGCACCGAGCCCUUAGACCUGGUAGGACCUAUGUGCUGACAGCGCUGCGAGUAUCCAAGAUCUGUGGACACCCUGGCCGCGUUUGGAUGACCAGUUCCACCUCUCAUCUGUUGCCACUGAAACCAGAGUGUGUGUAUGAGCUGGACCUGGAGCUGGAUGGACCUCUCUUGGAGGCUAAUUCCAAGCCACUUCCUACGCCAACCAACGCCCAAGACAGAAAGGGACAAAAAGACUUUGGCCGCAAUUCUAUACUCUUAUCAUACACGGGCAUGGUUACUGGUGUGCUGAAUGAGCCUGCUGGUUUCUAUGAGCUGGAUGGGCAACUGGGACUCUGUCUGGCCUACCAGCAAUUCCAUGACUUCAGACGGGUGGUGCGACCAGGAGUCCGACUCGAGCUCCAGGAUGUUCACCUCCUCCAGUCACUGGGUGGAGGGACAACAAGACCAGUGCUGGCCACCUGCCUCCGUGGUGCUGUGCUGCUUCGGGGCUUCUCCCAUCAGAAGCCCGAGACUCAGUCUUCCCAUCAUGGCUACGGGGCCUACCUGUAUAAGCACCUGUCAUGGGAACGUCAGUUAGGACUUCCCCUCUACCUGUGGGCCGCCAGGGCCCUGGAGGAGCUAGCUUGCAAGUUAUGUCCUCAUGUGCUGAGACACUGGCAGUUCCUGACACAUUCCUCUCCUGGAAACCCCAGUUUGGCACUGCAGCUCCUGGCUCCUAUCCUGGAUGGUCUAGCUCCUCCCUGCAAUCCCAGUCGGAAUGCACAAAACGAAAUCCUUGAAGAGCCACAUCACUGUCCACUGCAGAAAUAUGCUCCACUGCAGACUCCCUGUUCUUUCCCCACUCUGGCCGCUGUGAAAGAGAAAGGGCAGUGCAGGGCCCAGGACACCUUUGACCCCAAGACCCUUCUGCCCCUCCCAGAGGCUUAUCACCUGACUAGUUGCCAGCUAAAUCAGCGUCUGACCUGGUCCUGGCUCCGGCUGCUGCCCUGUGCCUUCCAGCCAGUCCAGGUUUUACUUGGGGUUCUAGUGGCUUCAUCUCAUAAAGGUUGUCUGCGACUUCGAGACCAAAGUGGUUCCAUCCCCUGUCAAAUCCUGGACAAGCACUCACGACCCCUCAGUGAUCCCCAGCUCAUAGGCUGCCUGGUACAGAUAGAGAAGUUCCAGUUGGUCAUAGAGAGGAAUGUGAGAAGCAACUUCCCUUCCUGGAAAGAGCUAAGCAUGACAAGCUUCAUCCAGGAGCAGAAGGCCAGAGUCUAUGUCCAGUUCUUUCUGGCUGAUGCCUUGAUCCUGCCUGUGCCCAGACUUAGCUCAGCUACCUCCUCAAUGCUGCCUCAGACAGAGCCCACUCUCCAGGACUCCCACAUAGGACAGAGUCGUCUAUUCUUGGUCUCCCACAAGGAGGCUCUGAUGAAGAGGAACAUUUGUGUCCCCCCAGGAUCCAGUGAGGUGCCAAAACCCACUCUCAGUUUCCAUGUAUCAGGGACCUGGCUUGUGGGCACCCAGAGGAGGGAAGGUACUGGCUGGGGCCCACCUGAGCCCAAGGGAGAUGAUAACAAGGAUCAAAAGGUUCUUCUUCUCUUCCUUGGCUCUUCAGUCCGCUGGUUUGAGUUCUUGCAUCCAGGACAAGUAUACCGGCUUGUGGCUCCUGGCCCUCCUACACUGCAGUUGUUUGAGAAGGGUGGCUCGUCUUGCAUAUUGCAGCGACCUCUGGACUUGGCUGGCUGUGCAUCCUGUCUCACUAUCCAGAAUGAAUGGAUCCUGGAGCUUGAGAGCUCCCAGAACAUCCCAGAUGUGCCUGGUGUCAACAAGGCAUUACCUAAAUCGUCACUGACUGACCUGCUCAGUGGCAAUGUCACUGAUUCCUUGGUGUCCUUGUCAGCCGAGAUUUUGUCACGGACACUGUGUGUGCCACUUUCAGCUUCUGUCUGGAUGCAUUCGGGGAGCACUGGGGCCAUCAGAAGGUGUAUGAAGCUAACUGUUGCUCUGGAAACUACUGAAUGUAAUUUCCCCCCUUACUUGGACAUAUACAUUGAAGACCCACACUUGUCCUCCUUACUAGGACUCCUUCCAGGAGCCCGAGUCUACUUCAGCCAACUAGAGAAAAGGGUCUCCAGGUUCCACAAUGUUUAUUAUUGUUUCCAGUCGUCCUCUUAUGUGCAAGUCCUGAGUUUUCCUCCAGAAACAGCAGUCAGUGCUCCCCUGCCCACCAUCUACCUGGCUGAACUUCUACAGGGUGACCGAGCUCCAUUCCGGGCCACUGCACCUUGCCAUAUUGUUACUGUCUUUAGCCUUCAGCUCCUCUGGGUGUGUGCUCAUUGUGCCAGCCUCUUCCGCCAGGGAAGGUGUACUCGUCAGAGCCCAACUUGCCCCACUCAGACGUCUAUUAGCCAGGCCAGCAUCAGACUCCUGGUGGAGGAUGGAACUGCUGAAGCUGCAGUGACCUGUAGAAACCAUCAUGUGGCAGCAGCUCUUGGUCUGUGUCCUAGCGAUUGGACUGCCCUCCUAGAAUUUGUCCGAGGACCUGGGAGAGUGGCUUUGCAAUUUACAGGGCCUGGAGUCCAACUUAAGUCCACAACCAAGAUUGAUGAAUCCUUGACCUUUUUGCUCCAGACACUUUGUACUAGCUCCUCUGUCCUCCGUCCUAUUGUGCUUUCUUUUGAGCUUGAGAAGAAGCCCUCUAACACCAUCCCUCUGGAACCUCCUCGACUACAGCGAUUCCAGAGUGGGGAGCACCCUUUCCUGACACGUGUGAAUCCCAGGAUCCGACUGUCAUGCCUCUCUAUCCAGGAGCCUAAGCAUACCCCUCUCCCUGAGGGCCUUUGAUUCUUCCUACUAACCUGAGCUGCAACAAUGACCUGAGAGGUCUUCCCACCCUGCUGGAAACUUUUGAGGGCUGGAUCUCCUUGUCAUGGCCUUUAUCUUCUCUGUGAUUGAACCAAGACCCAGACCCCUGGAUUCCCAAACGGCUACUUCUUCAUACUCUGGUGCCAACCUCCCUUGGGGAAAUUGUGGGAACAGGCAAAUCAUGGGUCUGUUGAUAUUUCAUCUCUAGUUGGCGUUAACAGUAGUCCUGAGCAUCUGGGUUCUGCCUUUGCGGCAGGGACAGAAAGAAUGAAAGACUUACCCCUUGUAGGGGUGUUUGUGAGAGACUCC
Molecule: messenger RNA, 3980 nt
Organism: Condylura cristata (star-nosed mole)
Lineage: Eukaryota; Metazoa; Chordata; Mammalia; Eulipotyphla; Talpidae
Gene: CTC1
Product: CTS telomere maintenance complex component 1
Exons: 23
Coding region: 18-3650 (1210 amino acids)
Biological process (GO): telomere maintenance via telomere lengthening; positive regulation of DNA replication
Cellular component (GO): CST complex
Molecular function (GO): telomeric repeat DNA binding; single-stranded DNA binding
Source: RefSeq, a predicted model, not a curated record